Saccoglossus kowalevskii is the source of this 329-nucleotide messenger RNA. Its product is annotated as AMMECR1-like protein. NCBI's taxonomy places the organism in Eukaryota, Metazoa, Hemichordata, Enteropneusta, Harrimaniidae. The record is from RefSeq and is a predicted model, not a curated record.
UCCUCUAUUUGUAACUUGGAAAGCAAGUGGACCUACAAAUGGUGAUAAGCGUCUACGUGGUUGCAUCGGUACGUUUGCUGCUGUCCAUCUACACGAAGGUCUCAGGGAUUACACCAUUAGUAGUGCAUUAAAAGAUAGUCGCUUUCAGCCAAUAUCAAAGGAUGAAUUACCUCGACUGCAAUGUUCAGUGUCUCUGCUGACAAACUUUGAAGAGGCAAAUGACCAUCUAGAUUGGGAGGUUGGCAUACAUGGCAUAAGAAUACAGUUUAUCAGUGAGAAGGGCUCCAAAUGUACAGCAACAUAUCUACCUGAAGUAGCAAUUGAACAAG